Acanthisitta chloris (rifleman) is the source of this 1983-nucleotide messenger RNA. It is a transcript of the gene RIC8A, whose product is annotated as RIC8 guanine nucleotide exchange factor A. The transcript is spliced from 10 exons. Lineage: Eukaryota; Metazoa; Chordata; Aves; Passeriformes; Acanthisittidae. Gene Ontology annotation, biological process: G protein-coupled receptor signaling pathway. The record is from RefSeq and is a predicted model, not a curated record. Gene Ontology annotation, molecular function: G-protein alpha-subunit binding; guanyl-nucleotide exchange factor activity. Gene Ontology annotation, cellular component: cytoplasm; plasma membrane. The coding region runs from base 61 to 1671 and encodes 536 amino acids.
CCCUGGAAGUCCCCUCGCUCCCCUUCCUCCCAGUUCUGCUGUAGCUGAGCUGUUGGGAUCAUGGAGCUCAGGGCUGUGGUAACCACGCUGGAAAGUGGGGAGCAGGACACGGUCCUCAAGGUGCUGCAGGUCUACAACCAGGAGAAGUCCCAGUGCUUCACUUUUGAGGAUGAGGAGCGGGAAGAGAGGAAGAAAAUGGCCCAGCUGCUGAUCAAGUUCCUGGAGAGAGAGCUGCAGCCCUCCUGCCAGGUCACUUGCCUGGAGAGCAUCCGCAUCCUGUCCCGGGACAAGCACUGCCUCGACCCGUUCACCACUAAGGAAGGCCUGAAGACUCUCUCCAGGCAUGCUGGCAUUGAUUACUCAGAGGACCUCAUCCGGGAGGUCCCAGACCUGGAUGUCAUCCUGGAAUCCCUCAAAUGCCUGUGCAACAUCGUGUUCAGCAGCCCCAGGGCGCAGGAGCUGAUGGCCGAGGCGCGGCUGGUGGUGGGGCUGGCACGGCGCAUCAAGCUCUACAACGAGCGCAGUCUUCCUCACGAGAUCAAGUUCUUUGACCUGCGCCUGCUGACAGCCCUCAGGGUGGACAUCCGCCAGCAGCUCGCCCAGGAGCUCCGGGGCAUCAGCCUGAUGACAGACACCCUGGAGCUGACCCUCGGGGUGAAGUGGUUGGACCCCUAUGAGGUUGCCACUGAGGAGGGACUUCUCCCACCUUUGCCUAGGCAGGAGACAGAGCGAGCCAUGGAGAUCCUCAAAGUGCUCUUCAACAUCACCUUUGAUUCCAGCAAGAGGGAGGUGGAUGAGGAAGAUGCUGCUCUGUACCGGCACUUGGGUGCCCUCCUGCGCCACUGCCUCAUGAUCUCUGCCGACGGCGAGGACCGGACCGAGGAGUUCCACAGCCACACAGUAAACCUGCUGGGCAACCUGCCCCUGAAGUGUCUGGAUGUGCUCCUGACCCCCAAGGUGCGGCCUGGCUCUCUGGAGUACAUGGGUGUUAACAUGGAUGCGGUCAGCAUCCUGCUGGAUUUCCUGGAGCGGCGCCUGGACAGGGGCCACAAGCUGAAGGAGAGCCUGACCCCUGUGCUGAACCUGCUGACGGAGAGUGCCCGAGUCCACCGGCAGACCAGGAAGUUCCUGAAAGCCAGGGUGCUGCCGCCACUGCGGGACGUGCGGAACCGGCCGGAGGUUGGGAACUCCCUGCGGAACAAGUUGGUAAGGCUCAUGACCCACAUCGACACCGACGUCAAGCACUGUGCUGCUGAGUUCCUCUUUGUGCUCUGCAAGGAGAGUGUGUCCCGGUUUGUGAAGUACACGGGCUAUGGGAACGCUGCGGGGCUGCUGGCGGCACGAGGCCUCAUGGCCGGUGGCCGGGAAGAGGGGGAGUACUCAGAGGAUGAAGACACGGACACAGAGGAGUACAAAGAGGCAAAGCCCAAUAUCAACCCUGUGACAGGCCGUGUGGAGGAGAAGCUGCCCAACCCCAUGGAAGGAAUGACAGAAGAGCAGAAGGAGCACGAAGCCAUGAAGUUAGUCAACAUGUUUGACAAGUUGUCCAGGGAUAAGGUGAUCCAGCCCAUGGGCAUCACCCCCAGUGGCAACCUGGCACCCAUGGAUAACGCCAUCCGCAACAUAGCCGAAGAGCGCUCAUCAUCCGACUCGGACCUGGGGUUGGACUGACGGGACUCCUGCCCCAGCCAUGGAGAGCCGGGCUCCAGCUGCUCUCCCUCCAGAACUGGUGCUGCACCCAGAGGCUGGUACUGGGCCAGGACUCUCCCUGUGAGAUCUAGAUCCAGCCCGGACCCCUCACAGCCCACCACACGGAACACCUGCCUCCUUCCUAACUCCAUAGCCACCUCUCCUGCUAGAGGUCUCCAUGGCCUGGCUCCACCUUGGUCUCUCCUGUCAGCAGCCUUGAGGAUUUCACACUCCAAAUUGCUUCCAGGACUUUCCAGUAGGAUUUUUGGGUUUUAAAAUCCGUGAUGUUUGGGA